AUGGGACCAGGAACUGGGGUGGCUGAGAGUGAAGAGCCGCUGCAGGAGUUGCGUGUUGAUGGCGAUGGACACCGGGAGACUGUCGGGAAGCCAGAACCUCGUCGUAACUGCAGGGGAUGCACAGUUGCCCUCGCAGCCAUGUCCCUAGGUCUCCUCAUCGCUAUUACUGUCCUGGCAGUGUUGCCGUCUAGGCAUCCUCCAGCUGCCCUGGGCCCCUGGUGCCCGGACGGCUGGGUCGGAUACCGAGGGAGGUGCUACUAUUUCUCCGAGACUGAAGGGAACUGGAACAACAGCCAGAGACACUGCUCCUCCCUCGGUGCCUCCCUGGCUGCGAUCGACACCCUGCAGGACCUGGAUUUCCUGCUGCGCUAUAAAGGCACCCACCACUGGAUCGGCCUCCGGAGACCCGGGCAGCCCUGGAAAUGGGUCAACGGCACCGAAUUCAACCGCCUGUUUCCGAUAACAGCAGAUGGUGACUGCGCGUAUUUGAAUGACGAGAAUUGGGUCAGCAGCUCACAGUGCACCAGUGAGAGACACUGGAUCUGCAGCAAACCUGAUGAGUUUACAAAGGCGAAGGAGGCAGCAGUGGAAGGGGGCUCAUAA
Mauremys reevesii (Reeves's turtle) is the source of this 603-nucleotide messenger RNA. Its product is annotated as C-type lectin domain family 2 member D-like. The record is from RefSeq and is a predicted model, not a curated record. Lineage: Eukaryota; Metazoa; Chordata; Testudines; Geoemydidae.